CAUAGCUACUCUUCGAUGUUGCAGCCCUUUUUCACCAGUAGUAGUUCUGUGGAAAUGGUAUGAACAGUUCCGUUUUCUCGAAUACUAACGCUAGCGUUCUGCCUUCGUCGGGAGGGUGGUUUGCGGUGUGUGUCAUCUUUACAGCCUCAAUCAAAUUUCUCUUGGUCUUCAUCACAACUCUCGUGAAAGCGCAAAAUUUAGCGAAAGAAAAAAAAAAACGACCCAAAUUGAAGCAGUGACGAACUUUCUGUUGCCAAAUUAUAUCGAGUUCCUAGAACUUUUUGGAAUCGGAGCUCGAUGGCGUUCUUGUGGAAUGACGGGAACCUGACGAUCGGCGACUCUGAUGUGAUGGUGUUCUUCGAUCACAGCGGCUUUAAUUGGACUCAGAACAACAGCCUCUUGGAAGACGCGACGCAAAAUGACCAGUUCAGCUUGCCGUGGUGGCGGAUUGUCCUCUGGACGAUGCUCUUCGCCGUCAUGGUCGUCGUUUCGACUGGCGGCAACUUGAUCGUUAUUUGGAUCGUUCUCGCCGAUCGAAGAAUGCGAACGGUUACGAACUACUUUCUGGUAGUCAAUCUCUCUAUAGCUGACACCAUGGUCUCAACGCUCAACGUCAUAUUUAACUUCAUCAGCAUGGUCACUAACGACUGGCCGUUCGGCAGGGUUUAUUGCAAAAUCUCGCAAUUCGUGGCCGUCAUUUCGAUUUGCGGCAGCGUUUUCACCCUCAUGGCUAUUUCCAUUGAACGUUACUUGGCUAUCAUGUACCCGUUGCGGCGACGAAUGGGCAAGAUGACGACCAUCGGCAUUGCUCUGAGCAUCUGGCUGGCCAGCUUUUUGAUAUCGACUCCGCACGUCUUGUAUUCCACGACCAUUACGUACAAUGAUUCCGGACGUACGGCUUGUUACUUGGCCUGGCCUGACGGCCCCACUUUCGAGAGCUACCAGGAGUACAUAUACAACGUGAUGCUGACUAUCCUCACGUACUUCUUACCUAUCUGCGCCAUGGGCUACGCCUACUUCCAAGUCGGAGUGGAGCUGUGGGGUAGCCAAGGCAUCGGCGAAUGUACGGAUCACCAGAUGGAGAACGUCAAAUCCAAACGGCGGGUUGUCAAGAUGAUGAUUGUUGUCGUGACGAUAUUCGCCAUUUGCUGGCUGCCCUACCACAUUUACUUCAUCGUUUCGUGGCUGUUUCAAGAAAUCAAUCAGUGGUCGCAUAUUCAAGAAAUUUACCUCGGGACCUACUGGCUGGCCAUGUCGAACGCAAUGUACAACCCAAUUAUCUACUGCUGGAUGAACUCGAGGUUCCGCAAGGGUUUCCGGCGUGUGUUCUACUUUUGGUUCCGCUGUUUCAAACACUCGGAUGACAAUCCUCGCAACGGAGCCGCUGCACACUGGAACAGCUGUCCCGGAUCACCCGAUCACGUACGAAGCGGCCGUAAUGGAGGCACCAGUAUAACGAUGAUGCCGUUGCAUCAUUUGAAUCCAGCCACCGCACGCUACGACAGGAAUCGCCUGCCGAUGAACCAACAGCGACCGAAAGCGAACCAGUGUAUCACCACCGCUGGUGGACCUGUUGCCCGUCGAUCGCAGAGAGAAGAAGAUAUAUUCGCAUAGAAUUUUAACAAAUGUUUUUAAAAUUUGCGAGUCCUCUUUUAAAAAACAAAGCGCAUUGAGUUGUGAAUCAGAUUUGCUUUCUCAUUACGAUCGUUGUAUGAAACCAUGUUACAUGCGCAUGUGUGACGCUUCUUUUCUUUCGAUAUGUGUGUGCCCAUUUUUAUUUUUCCGGGAACGAAUGUCAAACAACCAAAGUGCAAACGCUGAGCUGACUGUUGAUGUGAUCUUGAUGUCUUCAGAUUUCCCCCCAUUGCCGUUUACCUACUUUGAUUCUCACUCCGACAUCCUCAAUCACAUUUUACUUGUACAGAUAAUAUUUAUAUAUAUAUGUCUCGUUCUGUUGUUACCCGUGGGAUAUCACGAAGCGAUUAUUAUUAUCCAUUAUCGUUUCUCGGAUUGAGUGUUGAAUUUCCCGCAUCCUGCAUACAUGUAUACAAACCAAUUGCUUUCUUAUAUUCGUUCUUUUCUUUGAAAAUCUUCAAAAAGAAAGUGGAACAAAACGUUUAACGCUCUUUUCGACUCCCAAAAAAAACCAAACACAAAUUUUAUCUAUCUGGAAAUGAUAAGUGUGUAUUUCAAUUCGAAUGGACAAAAAUAGAUGUGUAUACCGAUUCAUCAAAUAGA
This is a messenger RNA of Daphnia pulex (common water flea), 2238 nucleotides long. RefSeq names its product tachykinin-like peptides receptor 99D. Gene Ontology annotation, cellular component: plasma membrane. The transcript has 8 exons. The record is from RefSeq and is a predicted model, not a curated record. Gene Ontology annotation, molecular function: tachykinin receptor activity. Gene Ontology annotation, biological process: G protein-coupled receptor signaling pathway. NCBI's taxonomy places the organism in Eukaryota, Metazoa, Arthropoda, Branchiopoda, Diplostraca, Daphniidae. The coding region runs from base 298 to 1614 and encodes 438 amino acids.